AUGAGUAGCAUGCAACAAAGAGAUAAUUCUUAGUUAAGAGUUCUUUUAACAGGUGCUUCAGGUUAUUUGGCUGGACAUGUUCUUAAUCAACUACUUUUAAGGGGUUACAAAGUCAGAGCAACUGUACGUUCAUUGAAGAAUCCUAAGAAAGUAGAUCAUCUUUACAACAUUAAUCCUUCUAAAAAUGCUAAUUUAGAACUUGUUGAAGCUGAUUUAACAAAUAAAGAAUGUUGGGAUGCUGCGAUGAAGGAUGUUGACUAUGUUGUUCAUACGGCUUCUCCUUUUCCAUAGCAGGUGCCUAAAAAUGAAGAUGAAGUUAUCAAACCUGCUGUUUAGGGUACUGAAAAUGUUUUCCAUGCAGCUAUAAGAAACGGAGUAAAAAAAAUUGUAAUUAACUCAUCUAUAGCUUCAGUUUUCACUGGGAAUACUCAAAAGAAUUACUUUAGCACAUCAGAUUGGUCAUAACUGGCAUCUUGUCCUCCAUAUGAAAAGUCAAAAACUUUAGCAGAAAAAAAGGCUUGGGAAAUCUAUGAGAAAAACAAGUCUAAAAUAUAAAUGACUAUUAUUCUCCCUGGGUACAUUUUGGGUCCUUCUUUCCAUGCAAAUGAUUGCGUAAGCUCUGAUUUUAUAUUGAAAGUAAUGAAAAAUGAGAUUCCAGGAAUUCCAAAAGUAAGUUUUGCCACUGUAGAUGUGAGAGAUUGCGCACUUGCUCAUGUUAUUCCUUUAGACGAAGAAAAACUUUCUUUAACUAAUGGAAAAAGAUACCUGUUAACAGAAAAUUCUUAUUGGAUGCCUGACAUUGUUGAUAUCUUGAGAGAUGAGUUUUCUAAAUAUAAAUACAAAAUAGUUUCAUUUACAAUUGAGAGCAAAUUAAUGUUUUCUAUAGCUGGAUGUGUAGAUAAAUAAGUCGGAAUCAUUAAACCUUACUUUUAAAGAAGAGUUAUUUUUGAUAAUAGCGAUACUAUCAAUGAUUUAGAAAUCCGCUUCAGACUACACAGAAACACAAUAGUUGAUUUUGCAUAUGAUAUGAUAAAAAAAGGAUAAGUUCCAAAUAAAUUGCCAAAAGAAGCUUAAGUAAGCCCUUCAAAAUAAGAUUGA
Tetrahymena thermophila SB210 is the source of this 1098-nucleotide messenger RNA. Its product is annotated as oxidoreductase, putative. Gene Ontology annotation, molecular function: oxidoreductase activity, acting on the CH-OH group of donors, NAD or NADP as acceptor. Lineage: Eukaryota; Ciliophora; Oligohymenophorea; Hymenostomatida; Tetrahymenidae. The record is from RefSeq and is a predicted model, not a curated record. The transcript has 3 exons.